AUGGCGAAGAAGGAGAAGAAGAAGAAGAAGAAGAAGAAGAAGAAGAAGAAGAAAAAGAAGAAAAAAAAGAGGAAGAAGGAGGAGGAGGAGGAGGAGGAGGAGGAGGAGGAGGAUGGACGUGGGGAGUCCGGGAGUGCGGUCAGUGUUCAUUUCGGCGUCGAGAAUGGGACAGAGUUGGAUAAGGAGACAGCGGCUGAUGUAAUCCAGAUGCCGAAGUUGGUACGAAGAUGUCCUACGAGGCUGACUGGUGUCCGGGACGCCCGCUGGCAACGUGGGCAGGUCGGGGACGGUUAA
This is a messenger RNA of Spirometra erinaceieuropaei, 294 nucleotides long. The record is from the annotation of a GenBank genome assembly. Lineage: Eukaryota; Metazoa; Platyhelminthes; Cestoda; Diphyllobothriidea; Diphyllobothriidae.